AUGGUUCAAGAUAUGAGGCUGCUAGCCAGAAUGUUCCAAGAUGUGAAGGGCCGGGCGCAAUUGUGCGGAGCGGAGAUGCCGGUGCUGUCUGCGUCGUCCUGCGGCACUCCCGCAACGCCGCUAGAACGCAAUGACAGCGGUUCCAGCUCCCCACGCUCCACUCUGGACUCACACGAUUUCAGUCGGGGUACUCGCCGUGCAAGUGUAGCCGCAAAAGAGGCUCCUGACAGCGUUCCUCGCAUUACUCAGAGCAUAACUAUCAAGCGAACCCGUCAAGAACCGCCUCCAACUGUGCAGCACUCCCCCACAUCGCGCAGUGCCCCUACAAUCUCAGGAAUUUGGUCUUUCGCAGGAAUGAGACAGCCUGCUGCAGAGCCUCGGGGGCUAGUGGACAUGCAAAAGCCGGUCGACAUGAUCUCGCCAAAAAUGACUUCAGUCAUGUGCGUGUACUCCGCGCUGUUCAUGCGCUUCGCCUGGCGCGUGCAGCCGCGCAACUACCUCCUCUUCUCCUGCCAUUCCGCCAACGAGACCGUCCAACUCAUCCAGCUCUCGCGAUGGGCCCUCUCAGAACCCGUAGCAGAGAAGCCAGAAGAGCCUGCAGCUGCUCCCGCUGUUGUGGAGAAGGCAACAGAGUGA
Messenger RNA from Closterium sp. Naga37s-1, 636 nucleotides. NCBI's taxonomy places the organism in Eukaryota, Viridiplantae, Streptophyta, Zygnematophyceae, Desmidiales, Closteriaceae. The record is from the annotation of a GenBank genome assembly.